AUGGAGCUUUUAGGUUCUACUUUAACGGCAACUUAUGCCCACCCUAGACCAACACCAACCAACUUCCUACCAGCCAUCAGUGCCGUGGCAUCAACCUAUAGGGACCGCUUCCCCCACCACAACUUGACCCAUAGCUUGAGCCUCCCGUGGAAACCGAGCACGUACUACAAAGUGGCCUCCAACUCACCAACCUUGGCUCCAUACUGCACCAGAUCUCAGAGGGUGUCCGAGAGCACCAUGCUUCCCUUUGUUUCCAAUAGAACCACUCUCUUCACCAGGUAUACUCCUGAUGAUUGGUACAGGUCGAAUUUAACCAACUAUCAAGAGUCCAACACCUCCCGCCAUAAUUCAGAGAGACUAAGGGUAGAUACAACUCGCCUGAUUCAAGACAAAUAUCAACAAACAAGGAAAACCCAGGCAGAUUCCACCCAAAAUUUGGGAGAACGAGUGAAUGACAUAGGAUUUUGGAAAUCCGAAAUCCUUCAUGAGUUGGAUGAAAUGAUUGGUGAGACCAAUGCACUCACAGAUAUUAGGAAAAGAUUGGAGAGGGCUUUGAUGGAAACUGAAGCUCCUCUUCAGGUAGCCCGAGAAUGUCUAUUUCAUCGAGAGAAGAGAAUGGGAAUAGAUCUAGUUCAUGAUGAAGUGGAAACACAACUGCUCACAGAAGUUGAUACUAUCCUGUGUUGUCAAGAAAGAAUGAAGCUACAUUUGGAUAAGGCUAUUGCCCAACUCGCAUCUGACAGAGCUUCCCAGCAUGAGCUGGAGAAGGACCUGAGUGACAAGCAGGCGGCCUACCGGAUCGAUGAUAAGUGCCACCACCUGCGCAACACCUCAGAUGGCGUCAGCUACUUCAGAGGGGUGGAGAAGGUCGAUGCAACGGUCUCCGUGCCUGAGUCCUGGGCCAAGUUCACUGAUGACAAUAUUCUUCGCUCUCAGAGUGAACGCGCAGCCUCAGCUAAGCUAAGAGACGACAUUGAAAACCUCUUGGUUGUGACAGCCAAUGAAAUGUGGAAUCAGUUCAACAAAGUCAACCUAUCUUUCACCAACCGCGUUGCUGAGACGGCAGAUGCUAAAAAUAAGAUUCAGAUUCACUUAGGCAAGACCCUGCAGGAGAUCUUCCAGACUGAGAUGACCAUAGAAUCCAUUAGGAAGGCCAUCAGGGACAAGUCUGCCUUCCUGAAGGUAGCUCAAACCAGGCUGGAUGAGCGCACUCGGAGACCCAACAUUGAGCUCUGCCGAGAUAUGGCUCAGUUACGACUUGUCAACGAGGUGUAUGAGGUGGAUGACACCAUCCAGACCCUGCAGCAGCGCCUGAAGGACGCGGAAGACACCCUGCAGUCACUGGUGCACACCAAGGCCACGCUGGAGCACGACCUGGCCGUCAAAGCCAAUUCCCUUUACAUAGACCAGGAGAAGUGUAUGGGCAUGCGCAAAAGCUUCCCCAACACGCUGCGCCUGGUGGGCUUCUGCUAG
Molecule: messenger RNA, 1473 nt
Organism: Loxodonta africana (African savanna elephant)
Lineage: Eukaryota; Metazoa; Chordata; Mammalia; Proboscidea; Elephantidae
Gene: TEKT3
Product: tektin 3
Exons: 7
Coding region: 1-1473 (490 amino acids)
Biological process (GO): cilium assembly; cilium movement involved in cell motility
Cellular component (GO): nucleus; microtubule cytoskeleton; sperm flagellum
Source: RefSeq, a predicted model, not a curated record